GGAGAAAAGCGUCCUUUACAAAUCGUUGGACGUGGGUUUCAGUCCUUCGAAGCAUCCUUGGUGACCCAUCAAAAUUUUGGAUUUUCUUGCUCGUUUGGUCUGUGAAGAAAGGAAGAACAAGAAAUGCCGAUUGAUUACGCAGGAGCUGCUGUGGGAACAGCAUUCGGCGAGCUGUUUGCCCUCGUUAAGGACGUGGUGAAAACCAUUGCAGCGUUUCGGGGCCAGCUCAAGAAGAUCGAGGGCACUUUGAGUACUAUACACCCAAUCAUCAAUGACAUCGAUGAGUACAACAAACGGCUGGACCGUCCGAAAGAGAUGGGUCAGAUCAAGAAACUAUUGGACGAAGGCAAAGAGCUGGUCAACGGGUGCUUGAGGAUCCACCCGCUCAAUCUGUGCAAGAAGUAUACGCAGUCAAACAAGCUGACUGAGUUCGAGGCGGCAGUACGGGGGGAGUUCCAGAUUUACAUGCCGCUGCUGGCCACGAGGAACACCGCUGAGAUACUGGUGCAGAUGGAGAAGAUGAGGAGAGAACUCAAGUUGAUCCGUUCCGGUCAAGCGAGCGAUGUGAGGGGGCUUGGGGCUUUGGGCAACCUCACAAUCCCUGAGGCACCUGACUUCAUUGUCGGGUCGGAAGUGGAGGCAUCCCUGAGGAAGCUCAAGGGACAGUUGCUCCAGGAGGGAGUGUCUGUGAUUGUUGUGACGGCCCCGGGCGGGUGCGGGAAGACAACUCUUCUUAUGAAGUUGUGUCAUGACGUGGACAUUGAAGGCAAAUUCAAAGACAACAUCAUGUUUGUCCGUGUCUCGAAGAAGCCCAACCUGCCAGACAUUGUCCAGAAAAUGAUUCAACAUAAGGGUUUUUCUGUACCCAUGAUUGAAACAGAAGAUGCUGCAGUUCAGUACUUGCAGCAGCUGCUCAUCGAAAUAGGACAAAAUCCAGUGUUGCUUGUGCUGGACGAUGUCUGGACUGAAUGGGAAAGAGUCCUUGAGAAAUUUGUCUUCAAGAAGAUCAAAGAUUACAAGAUUGUGGUGACAUCAAGAUACGAGUUUCCUCGUUAUGGUCAUGUGCAUCGACUGAACCCAUUGACUCAUGGCGAAGCUCUGGAACUUUUCCGUCGAUCUGUAACUGUCGAUGAUAGAAGCAUAGAUGCACCUGAUGAUGCACUCUUGGAUGAGAUAGUGAAACGCUGUAAGGGAUUGCCAUUGGCUCUUACAGUCAUUGCCAAGUCUCUCCAAGGAAAGGAUCGUCCAUUCUGGGAAAAAAAGCUUCUUGAAUGGUCCGAAGGUCAAUUCCGCUUGGAUUCGGACAUCGACAUUUUAGAAUGCCUCAAAAAGAGCUUGGAUGACUUGGAUGGUGACCCUUCAAGGAAGGAACGUUUCAUGGACCUCAGCUCUUUUCCAGAGGAUCGCAAGAUCCCCGCCACUGCUCUUAUCGAUAUCUGGGUGGAAUUGUACAAGCUGGAUUUCGAAGGCGUGCGCGCCAUUACUGAGCUCUGCGAACUCGUUUCGAGGAACCUAGCUACUCUCGUAGUCACCAGGAGAGAUUCAAGUGACGAUGACGACAAAUAUUACGGCAGCCACUAUGCUAUGCUGCAUGAUCUGCUCAGAGAGCUGGCUAUCAAGGAGUGCAACCGGGGCGAAGUAGAGAAGAGAGAGCGACUCAUUCUGGAGUUGACUGGAAAUAAUUUUCCGGAUUGGUGGAGCGAGCAAAAGCAACAACCCCUCAAUGCUCGUCUAGCAUCCAUCUCCACAGACCGAACAUUCUCAGCACCCUGGCCAAAUCUCGUAAUGCCUGCAGCCGAGGCUCUUGUCUUGAACUUCCAGACCAACACACAAACUAAAACUUACGCAUUGCCUGAAUUCAUUGGGAAUUCCCACAAGCUCAAGGCCUUGAUAGUAACAAACUACAGUUUCUUUCCCGCUGAGCUGGGCAAUUUCCAUGUCAUUGGGUCCAAUUUAAAGAGGAUCAGGCUCGAGCGCGUCACGGUUCCUUUACUAAGCAUGGGAAACCUAUGCUUGCACAGCCUGCAAAAGCUAUCCCUUUUCAUGUGUGACAUCAGUCAGGCUUCGACGUCGAACGGUCCCACGAUCUCCGAUGCGAUGCCGAAUUUAUUGGAGCUGGAGAUCGACUAUUGCAACGAUCUUGUGACAAUACAGGACGAUAUCUGUCAGAUAAAUUGUUUGAGGAAGCUUAGCAUCACAAACUGCCAUAAUUUCUCCACUCUCCCCGAACAAAUCGGGCAAUUGGUGUCCAUCGAAGUGGUGAGGCUUAAUUCCUGCACAAACUUGUCGCGGUUACCGAACUCGGUUGGAAGCCUAAAAAAGUUGAUAUCUCUCAAUAUAUCUGAUUGCAUGAGCCUGAGCACCUUGCCUGAUGAAAUUGGUCAACUGACUAAUCUCGAGAGGAUUAACAUGAGAGGAUGUCUGAGCUUGUCUGAAUUGCCAAGAUCGAUCGUGAAGCUGAGAAACUUGAGGAAGGUGGUUUGUGACAAAGGAAAAGACAUCAUGUGGGGGCCUCUCAAGAAGAGUCUCAAUAGCUUGAAGAUAAUAUUGUCUGAAGAAAAAGAGGAUAACUUAGAUUGGCUCCGUGAUUGAAAAGGAGGUAAUGACUGGUCCAUUGCAAGCUUUUCCCGAGCCGGCCGAGCCAUUGUUGACUGGACCAAAUGAUUUGACGUGGAAUGCCACAUCAUUUUGUUAAAUAUUUCCUAGCGAGAUUAUAUUUUGUUCUUUUC
Messenger RNA from Rhodamnia argentea, 2729 nucleotides. RefSeq names its product probable disease resistance protein At5g66900. The record is from RefSeq and is a predicted model, not a curated record. Gene Ontology annotation, molecular function: ADP binding. NCBI's taxonomy places the organism in Eukaryota, Viridiplantae, Streptophyta, Magnoliopsida, Myrtales, Myrtaceae. Gene Ontology annotation, biological process: defense response to fungus. Bases 124 to 2592 code for a protein of 822 amino acids. The transcript has 5 exons.